Messenger RNA from Heterocephalus glaber (naked mole-rat), 6416 nucleotides. It is a transcript of the gene Abcc1, whose product is annotated as ATP binding cassette subfamily C member 1 (ABCC1 blood group). Gene Ontology annotation, molecular function: ATP binding; ABC-type xenobiotic transporter activity; ATP hydrolysis activity. The record is from RefSeq and is a predicted model, not a curated record. Gene Ontology annotation, biological process: glutathione transmembrane transport; xenobiotic transport. Gene Ontology annotation, cellular component: basolateral plasma membrane. Lineage: Eukaryota; Metazoa; Chordata; Mammalia; Rodentia; Bathyergidae.
CUGCCGAGCCUCACCGCCGACCCUCGCCGCCGUCCGCAUGGCGCUCCGCGGCUUCUGCAGCGCGGAGGGCUCCGACUCCUUCUGGUGUACAGCUAAGUGGCGUCUGGUACUACAUUCAGAGUUGUGGCUCUGUCACCAGUCAGCAUUGGGACAUUUUCAUCUUCACUUCCCGGUUUGGGUUUGAGACCUGGUCCUGGCGCAGUGAUCACAAACCUCAACUGUCCUGCACUUCCGUUUGGGUGGAGGCACGUUCUGGUGUCUGUCGGUGGAUUCCUUAGGCACCUCGAGUGUCCUCCAGGGACCCUGCAGCAACGAUGAGUGACGCAUCCAGGGACAACAGCCUGAGCAUUCACUGCCCCGGGACUGGAAUGCCACGUGGUCCACCAGCAGCCCUGAGUUCACCAAGUGCUUUCAGAACACCGUCCUCGUGUGGGUGCCUUGCUGCUACCUCUGGGCCUGCUUCCCUUUCUACUUCCUGUAUCUCUCCCGACAUGACCGGGGCUACAUUCAGAUGACACACCUCAACAAAGCCAAAACUGCCUUGGGGUCCUUGCUGUGGGUUAUCUGCUGGGCAGACCUCUUCUACUCUUUGUGGGAGAGAAGUCAGGGCCAGCCCGUGCCCCCAGUGUUGUUGGUCAGCCCCACCCUCUUGGGCAUCACCAUGCUGCUCGCCACCUUUCUAAUUCAGCUCGAGAGAAGGAAGGGUGUUCAGUCCUCGGGGAUCAUGCUCACUUUCUGGCUUAUAGCCCUACUGUGUGCCCUUGUCAUCUUCAGAUCCAGAGUCACAACCGCCUUAAAAGAGAGCGCCAAAGUCAGCCUGUUCCGUGAUAUCACGUUCUACCUGUACUUUUUCCUUGUGCUGAUUCAACUUGUGUUGGCCUGUUUCUCCGACCGCUUGCCUCUGUUCUCCGAAACCAUCAACGACCCCAAUCCUUGCCCGGAAUCCGGCGCCUCCUUCCUUUCCAGGAUCACCUUCUGGUGGAUCACAGGGUUGAUGGUUCAAGGCUACCGGCAGCCCCUGGAGGGUGGUGACCUCUGGUCCCUGAAUAAGGAGGACACAUCGGAACAGGUCGUGCCUGUGUUGGUGAGGAACUGGAAGAAGGAAUGUGCCAAGUGUAGGAAGCACCCCGUGAAGAUGGUGUACUCCUCCUCCUCCAAGGAUGCCGCCAAGCCCGAAGGGAGUUCCAAGGUGGAUGUGCACGAGGAGGCUGAGUCUCUGAUUGUCAAGUCCCCCCCGAGGGAGCGGGACCCCUCCCUGUUCAAAGUGCUAUACAAGACCUUUGGGCCCUACUUCCUCAUGAGCUUCUUGUUUAAGGCUCUUCACGACCUGAUGAUGUUUGCUGGCCCUGAGAUCCUAAAGUUGCUCAUCAACUUUGUGAAUGACAAGAAGGCCCCAGACUGGCAGGGCUACUUCUACACAGCGCUGCUGUUCGUGACCGCCUGCCUGCAGACACUGGUGCUGCACCAGUACUUCCACAUCUGCUUUGUCAGUGGGAUGAGGAUCAAGACCGCUGUCAUCGGGGCUGUCUAUCGCAAGGCCCUGGUGAUCACCAAUUCAGCCAGAAAGUCCUCCACGGUCGGGGAGAUCGUCAACCUCAUGUCUGUGGAUGCCCAGCGGUUCAUGGACUUGGCCACGUACAUUAACAUGAUCUGGUCAGCCCCUCUGCAGGUCAUCCUCGCGCUCUACCUCCUCUGGCUGAACCUGGGCCCUUCCGUCCUGGCUGGGGUGGCCGUGAUGAUCCUCAUGGUGCCCUUUAAUGCUGUGAUGGCGAUGAAGACUAAGACCUAUCAGGUGGCCCACAUGAAGAGCAAAGACAAUCGGAUCAGGCUGAUGAAUGAAAUCCUCAACGGGAUCAAAGUGCUGAAGCUGUAUGCAUGGGAGCUGGCGUUCAAGGACAAGGUGAUGGCUAUCAGGCAGGAGGAGCUGAAGGUGCUGAAGAAGUCUGCCUACCUGGCGGCCGUGGGGACCUUCACCUGGGUCUGCACUCCUUUCCUGGUGGCCCUGUCUACGUUUGCCGUCUACGUGACCAUCGACAAGAACAACGUCCUGGAUGCCCAGAGAGCCUUUGUGUCCUUGGCCUUGUUCAACAUCCUCCGCUUUCCCCUGAACAUCCUCCCCAUGGUCAUCAGCAGCAUCGUGCAGGCGAGUGUCUCCCUCAAACGCCUGAGGACCUUCCUGUCCCACGAGGAGCUGGAGCCUGGUAGCAUCGAGCGGCAGCCUGUCAAAGACGCUGGGGGGACGAACAGCGUUACUGUGAAGAACGCCACGUUCACAUGGGCCAGAGGCGAAGCCCCCACGCUGAAUGGCAUCACCUUCUCCGUCCCAGAAGGCGCUUUGGUGGCUGUGGUGGGCCAGGUGGGCUGCGGAAAAUCGUCUCUGCUCUCGGCGUUCUUGGGAGAGAUGGACAAGCUGGAGGGGCAUGUGACUCUCAAGGGCUCGGUGGCCUAUGUCCCUCAACAGGCCUGGAUUCAGAACGACUCUCUCCGAGAAAACAUCCUCUUUGGGCACCAGCUGCAAGAACAACACUACAAGUCUGUCGUCGAGGCCUGUGCCCUCCUCCCCGACUUGGAAAUCCUGCCCAGCGGGGACCGGACCGAGAUUGGCGAGAAGGGCGUGAACCUGUCCGGGGGCCAGAAGCAGCGUGUGAGCCUGGCCCGGGCCGUGUACUGUGACUCAGACAUCUACCUCUUCGAUGACCCCCUCUCAGCCGUGGAUGCCCACGUGGGGAAGCACAUUUUUGAAAACGUGAUUGGCCCCAAAGGGAUGCUGAAGAAUAAGACUCGGAUCCUGGUCACACAUGGCAUCAGCUACUUGCCACAGGUGGAUGUCAUUGUCGUCAUGACUGGCGGCAAGAUCUCAGAGAUGGGCUCUUAUCAGGAGCUGCUGGCCCGGGAUGGGGCCUUCGCUGAGUUCUUGCGCACGUAUGCCAGCAUGGAGCAGGAGCAGGCCUCAGAGGAUGACGGGGUGACAGGCAUCAGUGGUCCAGGCAAGGAGCCAAAGCAAAUGGAGAACGGCAUGCUGGUGACGGACACCACUGGGAGGCAGCUGCAGAGGCAGCUCAGCAGCUCCUCCUCCUACAGCGGUGAUGCCAGCAAGCACCACACCAGCGCCACUGAGCUGCAGAAACCCGGGGCCCAGGAGGAGAGCUGGAAGCUGAUGGAGGCGGACAAGGCGCAGACGGGGCAGGUGCAGCUCUCGGUGUACUGGGACUACAUGAAGGCGAUCGGGCUCUUCCUCUCCUUCCUGAGCAUCUUCCUCUUCCUGUGCAACCACGUCUCCUCCCUGGCUUCCAACUACUGGCUCAGUCUGUGGACGGACGACCGUGUCGUCAACGGGACCCAGGAGCACACGAAUGUCCGGCUGGGCGUCUACGGAGCUCUGGGCAUCUCACAAGGUGUUGCCGUGUUUGGCUACUCCAUGACGGUGUCCAUCGGGGGCAUCUUUGCCUCCCGCCGCCUGCACCUGGACCUGCUGCACAACGUCCUCCGGUCGCCCAUGAGCUUCUUUGAGCGCACCCCCAGCGGGAACCUGGUGAACCGCUUCUCCAAGGAGCUGGACACGGUGGACUCCAUGAUUCCUCAGGUCAUCAAGAUGUUCAUGGGCUCCCUGUUCACCGUCCUGGGCUCCUGCAUCCUCAUCCUGCUGGCAACCCCCAUCGCUGCUGUGGUCAUCCCGCCGCUGGGCCUCAUCUACUUCUUCGUGCAGAGGUUCUACGUGGCUUCCUCUCGGCAGCUAAAGCGCCUUGAGUCAGUCAGCCGCUCCCCAGUUUACUCCCACUUCAACGAGACCUUGCUGGGGGUCAGCGUCAUCCGCGCCUUUGAGGAGCAGGAGCGCUUUAUCCACCAGAGUGACCUGAAGGUGGAUGAGAACCAGAAGGCCUACUACCCCAGCAUUGUGGCCAACAGGUGGCUCGCGGUGCGACUGGAAUGCGUGGGGAACUGCAUCGUCCUGUUCGCCGCCCUGUUCGCAGUCAUCUCCCGGAACAGCCUCAGCGCCGGCCUGGUGGGCCUCUCGGUGUCUUACUCCUUGCAGAUCACCUCAUACUUGAACUGGCUGGUUCGGAUGUCAUCCGAGAUGGAGACCAACAUUGUAGCCGUGGAGAGACUCAAGGAGUAUUCAGAAACCGAGAAAGAGGCUCCCUGGCAAAUCCAGGAGACAGCUCCACCCAGCACCUGGCCCCAGGUGGGCCAAGUGGAGUUCCGGGAUUACAGCCUGCGGUACAGAGAGGACCUGGACUUGGUUCUCAAGCACAUCAACUUCACCAUCGAAGGGGGAGAAAAGGUGGGCAUCGUGGGGCGAACAGGAGCCGGCAAGUCCUCUCUCACCCUGGGCCUGUUUCGGAUGAAUGAGUCCUCUGGAGGCGAGAUCGUCGUCGAUGGCAUCAACAUCGCUAAAAUCGGCCUGCACAACCUGCGCUUCAAGAUCACCAUCAUACCCCAGGACCCUGUUUUGUUCUCGGGUUCCCUCCGCAUGAACCUGGACCCCUUCGCCCAGUACUCUGACGACGAAGUCUGGACAGCCCUGGAGCUGGCUCACCUGAAGGGCUUCGUGUCGGGCCUGCCGGACAAGCUGAACCAUGAGUGCGCGGAAGGCGGAGAGAACCUGAGCAUUGGGCAGCGCCAGCUUGUGUGCCUGGCCCGGGCUUUGCUGAGGAAGACAAAGAUCCUCGUGCUGGAUGAGGCCACGGCAGCCGUCGACCUGGAAACAGAUGACCUCAUCCAGUCCACCAUCAGGACACAGUUCGAGGACUGCACGGUCCUCACCAUUGCCCACCGGCUCAACACCAUCAUGGACUACACAAGGGUGAUUGUGCUGGACAAAGGGGAAAUCCGGGAGUGUGGCACCCCCUCCGACCUCCUCCAGCAGAGGGGCCUCUUCUACAGCAUGGCCAGAGAUGCCGGCCUGGUGUGAGUGGCGGAGCUGCUGCAGCUGGUCAGAACUGCAGGGCCGGCACACCAGUGUCCAGGGUCCAGGGAUGAGCCAGCGUCCUUGGGUACGCAGUCCUCUCAAAACCAAAAAAAGAAGAAAGAAAACCAAACCCAUCAAACCAAAAUGCACACAAAGUAGCUGCCAUCAUCUAGCCCCUGCCCAGCAUGGACCUUGAAGAAACAGGAGACAGAGCCCAGACACCCCAGCCCCCAGGAGACCCAUACAUGUGCUCACACUUCAAAAAUGCAAGCUGUGUCCCGGGUGGUUACACGGCGGGGCGUCAGCAGCCAGACUUCGGAGAAAUUGGCUGUGUAGAACAUGCUAGUGACCAAACCCAGCCAGCUGCCUCAUCUCUCCAGCCAAAGCCUGUGGUUCAAGGCUUCAAGAGGCUCCCUGUCACCUCUAGAACCUUACCUGGUUCCAGCCGAAUGCCUCGUUUCCUUGGGGCUUCAGCCCUGAGGUUGAGAGGCCUGGUGAAAAUCAUUCUGACCCCCAGGCCGUUUCCCAAGGGUCCUGGCAGCCUUCUUGCCACCAUCUGGUCUUCCAGACACUGCGAUGCUGGGAGCAACACUCCAGCCCUGCCUGCCAGGCUGUGCUUCAGUGGCCAGAGGCAGCCUUGUGGCCCCACCAUGCUUCUGUGCUCACCGGAAGGGCGUGGCUGGACCUGUGGCUGACCCGGACCGGAAACCCCAGGGCCGGGUGGUUGCUGCUGACUUUCCAGCCUGCUCACUCACCACCUGUUCCACCUUUCCCUUGCUUUCCUUUGGCCUCCUAACACCCAUUGCUAGGGCGGGUUUACUUCUGUCAGUACUGGGAAGAGCAGAAGGACUGCCAUUGGCUACGAAGCAUCCAGAGCAAAGAGCCUGAGGGACCUCCCAAGUAUUACCAGUUGGUACCAAAGGGAGUCCCCUGGAGUCUCCUCUUCAUUCUUUGGUUUUAAUUUCUCACCCCUGGCAUCUGGCUGGCUGCCGGGGGCAGCAUAUGGCGGAAAGCUUGACAUUUUGGAUACCGAUGCUCUUCCACGAGAAGAAAAGACCCCAUUCAUGAAUAUCAGUAAUUUUGUUUUUUAAGUACUAUCCAGGGAGAAAGACUGUCUUAAGGGUUUAAUUUCUUGGGAGGAAGUCCUGGGCCAAGGAGCAGGGACUGGCAAACCUGGCUCUUUAUUUGGCAUUCAGCAUCCUUGGAAGAAAGCAGAGGCGAAGCCCUUCACGUCUAGAGGGGCCGUUAGGUGUCUCAGUUACAGACCAAAGUGAGACCCCGUCAGCAGCGAGAGCUCACUGCUGCCCCAGGAUUCAUACUUGCUAUGAAUUACUGUACACUGCUGACUUCGAACCCAGAGAACCAUCUUUCUUCUUUUUAGGUGGAAAUAUAUAUUUAUUUUUUGUAAGUUAUACCAUCAUUUCAGGUUAGAAAACCCACGUUUUUCUUGGGGAUCUUUUUGUAAUGACUUACACUGGAAGCAAACAUUUGCAGUAAAAAAAAAAAA